Messenger RNA from Striga asiatica, 414 nucleotides. The record is from the annotation of a GenBank genome assembly. Lineage: Eukaryota; Viridiplantae; Streptophyta; Magnoliopsida; Lamiales; Orobanchaceae.
AUGUCGAAUAGUUACUCGUGCGGUCUCCGAAAGAGCUCGGCCUUGCAACUGUUGGCGGAUGUUUUCCCGUGUCUGUUGACACCACCGAGGCUUGUCAGAGUGCCACUUGGGACACCGGCUUAUCUGCAUUUGCUCCAGACAGGUUGCAUUUUCAAGGAUCCGAGGGACAUGGUCGAAUAUGAGCUCGACUACUUUACUGUGGCUCUGGAACUCAAAGGUAACAAGAUUGUUGGCACACAGCUUGAUCUCCUGCACCCCUCUGCACUCCUCGAUGUUGAGAUGCUCCAGUCGAAGAGGCCCAAACAAGCCGACAGGAUGAGGUCUAGUGCCCCGUCGAGUAGAGUAACUUUACUCAACCUCAGAUUCCGGAGGGACAUAUUAGUAUGCAAUUUGGGCAAGCACGGCCAGGUGUAG